This is a messenger RNA of Ostrinia nubilalis (European corn borer), 1364 nucleotides long. Its product is annotated as odorant receptor 49a-like. The transcript has 5 exons. NCBI's taxonomy places the organism in Eukaryota, Metazoa, Arthropoda, Insecta, Lepidoptera, Crambidae. The record is from RefSeq and is a predicted model, not a curated record. Bases 1 to 1347 code for a protein of 448 amino acids. Gene Ontology annotation, cellular component: plasma membrane. Gene Ontology annotation, biological process: sensory perception of smell; detection of chemical stimulus involved in sensory perception of smell. Gene Ontology annotation, molecular function: olfactory receptor activity; odorant binding.
AUGGUUUCUGUAAGUCGGCCUACGCGCUAUUUUUACUUUCAUUAUAUCCUUUUUAGAGUCUUGGGUCUGGGCUGGUGGCACCACCCUGAUCAAGGUGAUACGAGAAACUUCCAUGGCUGGUAUCUCUACUACUCCAUUGUAACGCAACUGUUGUGCGUGAUCGGCUUCGUCACACUCGAGUCCAUCGAUCCUUUCAUCGGUGAGAAAGACAUCGAUCGUUUUAUGAUCAGCAUCUCGUUCGUCAUCACACACGACCUAACCCUCAUCAAACUCUGCAUCUUUUACUUCAAGAACCUUCAGAUACAGGACAUCGUGCGAACUCUAGAAGUGGAUUUGUACAAUUUUUAUCAAAACAAUAGAAAAAAUCGAGCAACAAUCAGAAUCACAAGAAUAAUGUCUGCAUCAUUCGUGUUUUUCGGUUGGUUAGUUAUUGCGAAUACGGAUGUUUAUAGUACAAUAAUGGAUUUUCGUUGGAGAGCUGAAGUCGCAAAAUUAAAUGCAUCUUCAAUUAAGCCUCCACGAGCCCUUCCAUGGGCGAUUUACAUUCCAUGGAAUUAUCAGUCAGACCAAUCGUACAUUUCUGCUUCCGCACUUCAAACGAUGGGUUUAUUAUGGACGGGGCACAUUGUUCUGGGAAUCGACACAUUUAUUGGGUCUGUUAUACUGCUCAUGAGCUCGCAGUUUACUAUAUUACGAGAAGGUAUUGUGACGGCAUACGAUCGCACUAUAACAAAGAUGUAUAUGAAUGCAAAACAUCAGCAUGAUUUUUCCGAAGCGGUGAUUCCAAAUAACGAAGAAAGUUUUUACCACACUACGCACGAUGAGAUGGAAGAUCUUGUGUUGGCUCGCUUUUCAGAGAAAGAGGUAGAGUUGGCGCUGCAAGAAACAUUGAAAAAUUGCUUCCGACAACACCAGGUACUAAUAAGAUGCGUCGAGAAUUUCGCAGAGACUUACUCGUACGGAUUCAUGACUCAACUUAUAUCUAGCAUGACGGCCAUUUGCGUAGUAAUGGUCCAAGUUUCGCAAGAUGCUUCUAGCUUCAAAUCCAUUCGUCUGGUUACUUCACUAGCAUUCUUCAUGGCCAUGAUUAUUCAACUAGCUAUACAAUGUUUCACUGGAAAUGAGCUUACGUUGGAAGCGGCUCGCAUCUCAGAUGCAGUGAUGGAGUGUAAGUGGGAGCGCAUGCCGCCGAGCCUUCGGAGGAUGCUCAUCAUAUUGAUGAUGAGGGCACAGCGUCCGCUCCGCUUGUCUGCUGCGGGCUUCGCUUACAUGAACAACGACUGUUUUGUGGCGAUAAUGAAGGCAGCGUAUUCAUAUUAUGCAGUGUUGAGUCAGAAGGCAGAAUAAAACACUCAAAUGAUUUC